AUCUAAGUCAUUCUAAGGUAUUUUAUUACUUUUUUUUUCUUGUUUGUGUAAAUGACACAAUGUUUAGACCAUUUCUUUCGCAGGACUGAAUGGGAUCAUCCACCAGCGUUUUCAGACAUCAUACACCAUUCAUGAAUGGACGUGCAGAGAGAGAGAGUGUAGGAAAAGCCGACUCUCAUUGUCCUGGUGACAGGCGAUAACUGUUGCACCACCGGACCGCCAAAAGAGAGAAAGAAAGAGAAAUACAAGUAGUCAAUGAACUAAUUAUCUCUACCAGCGAGGACAACGUUCACACACACGAAUGGAUUUGCUUUACCAGUGUCCUCACGUGUCCUUAUCCAGUGUCCUUACCCUGUGUCAGUUGUGCGGAGCUGGGGAAAGGAGUGUGUGUUGAGGGGGAGAUGGUAGAUAAUAAACAACAGUGAUGGGAUUGUGCUGCACGUGACUUCUAUAGUCGUGAUCAAAGAAUGGAUUCGACAGAGGUCGACAUCUGUCGCAGAGAAUGGAUCCAUCGCAGCUGAGUCAGGAGGAUCUUUGCACUUCCGCUGAGGGACAGUGAUGCUAUCAUCGGAGAUAUGAUAAGAAGCAGAACUACAAAGUAGCAACUACAGCAGAAUGAUUAAUUCUCAAGAUAAGGACAGGAUAUCAACACAGCCUUUUUCAACUUCAAGUAUGGAUCUUUUUGCUUCACCACAAGGUCUCGACAUUGAAAAAACAAAAAGAAAGAAAAAGAAAAAUCACAAUUUACUGUCAUCAUAUGAAAGUUACAUAGAUGUAGCUGAGGAUCAUGUAAAUGAAUGUUCAUCUAAAAACAAGCAGACCAUAGAAGAACAAAAGAAAUCCAAGUUACAGGGGUUUGAUGAAAGUGAAGUACAUGCACACAGUGAUCAAGAACAGAGGAAAAAAAGGCCUAGAUCGCAAGACAUGGAUGUUUGUGAUGUGCACGUAUCUAGAGAUUUGGGCAACAGCAUGGUGCUGAUAUCUAGUGAUCAAGAACAGAGGAAAAAAAGAAAGAAGAAAAGGCCUAGAUCGCAAGACAUGGAUGUUUGUGAUGUGCACGUAUCUAGAGAUUUUGGCAACAGCAUGGUGCUGAUAUCUAGUGAUCAAGAACAGAGGAAAAAAAGAAAGAAGAAAAGGCCUAGAUCACAAGACAUGGAUGUUUGUGAUGUGCACGUAUCUAGAGAUUUGGGCAACAGCAUGGUGCUGAUAUCUAGUGAUCAAGAACAGAGGAAAAAAAGAAAGAAGAAAAGGCCUAGAUCGCAAGACAUUGAUGUUUGUGAUGUGCACGUAUCUAGAGAUUUGGGCAACAGCAUGGUGCUGAUAUCUAGUGAUCAAGAACAGAGGAAAAAAAGAAAGAAGAAAAGGCCUAGAUCGCAAGACAUUGAUGUUUGUGAUGUGCACGUAUCUAGAGAUUUGGGCAACAGCAUGGUGCUGAUAUCUAGUUAUAGCAAAUCACACACAAAUGUACCAGGGGAUUCACCAGCUUGCACAGAGCACAGAAAAGACAAAUACAAGUUAAAAGUGUUGAACGAAAAUGAAUCAUGUGCAGACAGUGAACAAGAACAGGGCCAUGCUGUUAAAAAAAAGAACAGAAAACAUAAAUCAAUAGACAUGGAUGUUUGUCAUGUGAAUGUCUCUGGAGAUUUAGAUGAUGAUCAGAAUGGAGGGGUGGAGGUAUAUCCAUCUAGGAAUGAAAUAUAUGCAGAUGGCAAAAAAGGUCUCUCUGAGGCAGAAAAUAAAUGUGCAUCAGAUGAUGUACAUAAUGGUGAUGCAAACACCAAAACUUUGAGUGAGUGUUCCAAUAGCAGAAAAGGCAAAGAAAAAGGCUUUGACAAAAACCAUCAGUGUUACUUGUGUGAAGUGAGUGUUGCAGGCAAAAAUAAUUAUAUAAAACAUCUUGGAACUGCACAUGACAAGCCUGUUUUUCAGUGUUCACAGUGUGGCAGGUGCUGCACAUCUCAAGAGGGACUUUCCUUACACCAGAGAUUUGCAUGUGACCAGGAAAAGAACCUUUCUGCCAGAGUCUACAAAUGUAAGGAGUGCCCCAUGUCUUACAAAAGUAAUCGAUCACUUCGGCGCCACAGAAGCGAACAACAUAAUAUUGGAGGUACAGUUAGAGAACAUGUGUGUCGUCUUUGUAAUAAGUCCUUUCCUCGUCAGGCAAGUUUGCCAAUUCAUCUUUUAAAAUGCAUGAAGCGGAAGAAAAAUUUUGUUGAAGAAGGGAAGGUAGAGGUUUCUUGUGAAGAAUGUCAAAAAGUGUUUUCAUCAAGACGCAGUCUAAAAUAUCACAUGUCAACUAUUCAUGAGCAAAGACUGUUUGAGUGCUCCACAUGCGGAGAAGUUUUCCGUUGGUCCAAAAGUUUGUCAAAACAUAGGCAAAAAUGUCUGCAGAUAUCUAGUGAUAGCAAAUCACACACAAAUGUACCAGAGGAUUCACCAGCUUGCACCAGCUUAUCUAGAGAUUUGGGCAAACAGCAUGGUGCAGAUAUCUAGUGAUAGCAAAUCACACACAAAUGCACCAGAGGAUUCACCAGCUUGCACCAGCUUAUCUAGAGAUUUGGGCAACAGCAUGGUGCAGAUAUCUAGUGAUAGCAAAUCACACACAAAUAAAUUUGAGAAAUUUUGAGGCCUUAAAAUGGAUUCCACUCCAGUCAUCAAUUUUUCACCAGGUCCAGCAAAACUACCAGCGUCGGUACUUGCACAAGCCCAGAAAGAAAUGGUUAACUACAAAAAUACGGGUGUCAGUGUCAUGGAACUCAGCCAUAGGUCAUCAGACUUCACAAAAAUUUUGACAGGUGCAGAAAACAAUCUCUGAAAACUGCUGAACAUCCCUAACAAUUACAAGGUGAUAUUCCUGCAAGGUGGUGGAACUGGACAAUUCUCAGCCCUCCCUCUCAAUCUUUUGGCCCUGAAACCGAGCAUGUCUGCUGACUAUGUUGUCACAGGCAGCUGGUCAGCCAAAGCAGCCCAGGAAGCAGCAAAAUAUGGCAAAGUCAACCUUGUGCUUCCAAAAACCAAGAAGUACACAGACAUCCCAGACCCAAGCACCUGGACUCUUAACCCAGAAGCAUCUUAUCUUUACUACUGUGCCAAUGAGACAAUACAUGGUGUGGAAUUCCAACAUAUUCCAGAAUUCUGUGGUGUUCCCCUGAUUGCAGACAUGUCUUCAAAUAUCCUGACACGUGACAUUGAUGUGUCCAAGUUUGGUGCUAUAUUUGCUGGUGCACAAAAGAACAUUGGUUGUGCUGGUGUCACUUUGGUCAUUAUUCGUGAAGAUCUGAUUGGGAAGGCAUUGCCCAUCUGUCCUAUCAUCUUUGAGUUCCAGGUUCAGGUUGGAAACAACUCACUGUAUAACACGCCACCAACUUACAGCAUCUACAUCAUGGGCCUUGUCUUUGAGUGGAUUUUGGAGCAAGGUGGUGUAGCAAAAAUGGAAGAAUGGGCCAUCAAAAAGUCUUCUGCAGUUUAUGAUGUCAUUGACUGCUCAAAUGGUUUUUAUGUAUGCCCUCUGGACAAGGGUUGCCGAAGCCGCAUGAAUAUUCCCUUCCGGAUUGGAUCAGCUCAGGGUGAUGAGGCUUUGGAGAAGAAAUUUAUUCAAGAGGCAGAAAAUGCAAAACUCAUUUCUCUUAAAGGCCAUAGAUCUGUGGGUGGCAUUCGAGUAUCACUGUAUAAUGCUGUUACAGUGGAUGAGACAUUAGUUUUGGUCCAGUUCAUGAAGGACUUCAUGGCUCGGUAUCGUCAGUAAAGUUCUGUGCAGAACUUGGGUGUAUCACAGCCAACGUGACAUUGGUGGACAAAAAAGACAGUUUUUUUUUUUAUGUCUUUUUGAUCUCUUGCAUUAUCUUUCACUCACACUCUCAAACUGUGGCCGAUUCUGUAUGUGAGAGAGCAAGUUUAAAUUGUGUGUGUGUAUGUGCGCGCACGCUCCAAAGUACAUGUCUGGGUGUGUUUACCAAGAGUGAAGCUAAGAACUGCAACAGAAAGAGAAUCUCAGCAUGAAGUCUUUCCACAAAGUCUAAUUGUGAUACUGAAUUCUCUGCCUUCUGUAUGAUAUCAAUACUUUGAUGAGACCAUUACAAUCUAAUUUAAGACCAUGUUGUAGAUGUGUGUGGGCUUUAUAUACAUGCCUGGUAUGAAGAAUCUUAACUCCAAAACUGCAACUAGCAAACUAGACAUGAACAUAGCCAGUCUAAAUGUGGGCAUGUUGAAUGUGGCCUGCACAAAUUUGUUCUUUCCAUUCUGUUUACCUUGAUAAUAAUAAAUAUAACCAUGUUAAGAGUAUAUAUAUAUAUAUUGCGUUAUUCAUUACCAUCAGACUUUGUAGUUGAAUCCCAUCGGUAUAGUAUAUCCACUUUGUUCAGUUUAACAAUUUUAUACUUGAUCAUAAAAAUAGCUUGUUUAAAGAAAUUCGUGCCUUGGAAUUAAUCAUCAAACUGUGGGUUAAAAAAAAUCUUUUCACUUUGUGUUUGAAAAAGGUAGCAAAUGCUCUUUAGAAGAAAAUAGAAAUUAAGGUGACCCUAUUUUACUCUGUGGCAGAGAAGAUGGCAUAUAUAUACGAUGAUGUAUAUAUGACAUAAUGUUUGAUGUGCAGACUAAAAACUGCUGCUGUAAAUCCUUUCAUAUUGAAAGCAUUAAUAUUUUUAAACUUAUAAAUACUAUUGAAUAAAACAGAAUCUAAAGCAGAGGUAUACUGAAGAAAAAUUAUCUUUUUAAAACCUAAUGUUGUUGUUUCCAUAAAGAAACUGAGUAAAAAAAAAAUCCAUCAACCCACAUUGCAGUUUGAAUUUCCUUCAUGGAAUGGAAGACCAAUAACUUUGUACAGAGCGUAGUAGCCACCCAAUUGGGACAAAAGGAACUUCAUGCAAUAGUGAAAUUAUAUAAAUCUAGUGGCAUAAAUGUGACAAAGCAUUUUAUGCCUGAUAUGCCUUGUAAGUCGUUCUGUAAGGUAAUUUGCAAGCAUUUAUCCUCUAGUACAAUUUGUCAAGUAUUAUAAAAUAUUUCGUGGGUAAGGUUCCUAAUGGUAUUCAUAAUUGGUAUGUAAGGAUAGAUGUGUAUGCAGAGUGGAUGAAAAACCUAUUUGACAAUGCAGUUUUAAAAUGCCAUUUUUCUGUUAAAUUAGUAAUAUUUUAAAGAAUGAUUUGUUUCUUGAAAUAAAAUCUUACUCAACCCUUCAUGUGCUUCACUGAAAUGUAAAAUCCAGCACAACACUGCGCAUGCAUUUUGUACAGCACAAUGUAAUGAUUUUUUGCUGUGUUCCAAGACAUGGGGAUCUCAAAUUGUGUUUAUUUUGAAAAGAUGCCCUGUAUUGACAUCUUCAAUUUAACCAAACAAGAUUCAGCAUAAUUUGUACUUUCAAGUGCUGCAUGACUAACACAGUUUUUGCCCAUUUUCAGUUAGACAUGCCUUCUUAGCAUAUUCCUGAAAACAAAUGUUCUGAAAAUACUGUGUGCUUUCACAUCGUGGUCUUAUUUUGUACAUAACCAAAGGACAAGUUGGUUGAUACCUCUCACAGCAGACUCACGAUGGCAGACAAUGUGCAGGAGGAGUAGAGACCGGUAUUUUUAUUUACAUUCUUUGUGGACCACUUGUAAAAUCCAAAGGCAAUAAAUUUGUAGUGGAAUCGAGA
Molecule: messenger RNA, 5626 nt
Organism: Pomacea canaliculata
Lineage: Eukaryota; Metazoa; Mollusca; Gastropoda; Architaenioglossa; Ampullariidae
Product: zinc finger protein 774-like
Exons: 3
Coding region: 616-2493 (625 amino acids)
Biological process (GO): regulation of transcription by RNA polymerase II
Cellular component (GO): nucleus
Molecular function (GO): DNA-binding transcription factor activity, RNA polymerase II-specific; RNA polymerase II transcription regulatory region sequence-specific DNA binding
Source: RefSeq, a predicted model, not a curated record